Molecule: messenger RNA, 4852 nt
Organism: Durio zibethinus
Lineage: Eukaryota; Viridiplantae; Streptophyta; Magnoliopsida; Malvales; Malvaceae
Source: RefSeq, a predicted model, not a curated record
GAAUAAUACCAUAUAAGACUAUGAGUGGAGCCGUUGCCCUUGCUUGUUUGAAGGCUUAAGAGGGUGUUCCUACCCCAUAUGAUAAGAUGAAGAGGAUGGUCAUCCCUGAUGCUCUUAAUGUCUUGAGGCUACAGAAGGGUCACAAGUACUGCUUGUUGGGCCACUUAUCAUCUGAGGUUGGAUGGAACCAUUACGACACCAUCAGGGAGCUGCAGAAGAAGAGGAAGGAGAGGGCUUAAGUUGCAUAUGAGAGGAAGAAGCAGCUGAACAAGCUUAGGAUAAAAGCUGAGAAGACUGCGGAGGAGAAACGUGGCUCUCAACUAGACAGCCUUGCCCCUGUUAAGUUCUGAGUUUCUUGUGGCUAGUUAGUUUCUUACAAUUUUGUUAAGGUUAUCUGUAUGUAUUUGACUGUUUUAUUCUGCUGGAGGUGUGGAGGCUGGGUAUUUGUUGAAACUUGAGUUGCCCUGUUUUCUUAUUUUUGGCUUUAGGAUACUUUCAAUAUAUUUCAGAUAUAUUACUAUCACUAGUCAAUGCAUUAACAUUCUUAGUAUUGCUAUUGUUUUGGAAUUUUAUAUGUUGUGACCGUUGAUCUUGGUGUGGAGUCGAUACAUGGCAUUAGAAAACGAUUGCAAUUGCUUUCGAUUUUGGAUUUUGGAUUUUGGUCUUAGCCUCUAGGCAGUUUAUAAGUCGUGUUUAUUAUCAAUUUCUGGCUAAGAUCCAAGUAUUUCAAAUUCCUUAAGUCAAGCAAGGAAGAGCUUAUUUCACUAUCGAUCGGAGUCCAGCUAAUGCUAUCAAGACCAAGUAUGAGAAUAUAGGAGGGAGAUCAAGCAGGCUGACGUGGCUAGUUUGAUUGUCACACUCAAACACCUUUUUAUCUGCAUCAAUCUUCUCCAGUUGUCCAUGAAACAAGGUUUCCAUAGUCAAGAAGUCCUUCCCGGAAACUUAUGAAGAGCUUGCAUCUUAUGCUCUAAGCAUAAUUCAUCUGAACCUCCAGAACUUCAAGCAAAUCCACUAAUAGUUAAAAUGUACAGUUGCAGCAACAUGUUCAGAAUUUGAAGUGUUCUUGGUGUUCUACUGCCCUUCCUGAAGACAGUGGUACUGCCCUUCCUUCAACUGCAAGGACUUCUUCAUGCGGUAGGCACGGUUUUGAAUGGCGACCGAUCCCCAUUAAAAGUCUGAUUGCAUCCAAAAACCGUUGGUAAAAAAAAAUGACCUAAUCGCACCGUGAUUUCGUUUGUAUACGAACGGGGCUAUUGUUCUUAGAAUGCAUAUGAGUCUAAAAUUGAACAAAACGUUGACGUAGUUUAAACGACACGGUUGGUCUUACAACGGAGAAUAUAAAAAGACAAGCAAAAUGCAGUUGACAGCGGUAAGUUUGUUCAUACGUGAGGCAAAUCCUCAAUAGAUGUGAUAUAGCCACUUUCCCAAUAGCGUAAUUCUAAAAACCUUGGAAACUGACGGCCCUUUCAUUCUUGUCUGACGCCAUGAAGUUUCUCCGAGCUUUGUUUGUUCUCGUGGCUUUCUUAGCGUUGAGAUUCUGGGACCCAACUUCUCUUGCUGUUUCCUGAACGCAUGAGUUCACACUUCACCUCCGUAACUGAUCAACUCAAUUCCCUGUAAAAAUCCAGGUUUUUACUCACUUUUCCUGGAAACUACGCUACUUUUUUUUGAUCCUAAGAAUUGAUUGUGUUUUUGGACUUCACUAUUUUACUUUUCCUAUUCUUCAUGUGCUGUUCAUGAAGCUGACUAGAAUUCCGUGUCGUCUUUGUUUUUCUCAUGGUGGGUUGUUUUUCCAGGGCUACUUCUUGGCACCAAAUUACUGCAGAACUUUUUUUUUUUUUUGGGUUUUAACCAGAAUUUCAUUUCUCUGGGGAUCUUCAACUCUUCAAAUUUUAAUGGUUUCCCUUACAAUUCCUUCAUGGACCUUAAUUGGUCUUAUUAGAGCCUUUCUUGACCUUGCCGUAGCUUAUUUCCUUCUAUGAGGAUCAACCUUGGGGUUUUUUGCUUGGAAAUUUUAUCAUGUUUUUGGAUUUCUCUUGCCGUGUCCUUGUUCUGGGUUUUUUGGGUACCAAAAUAGCAAACUGUGCUGGCAUAAUCUGCUCAUUCAAUGGCCAACAAGAAAGAUUUAUUCUGUUCCAAAGCUGGCUUUGAAUAGGUUCCCUUUUAACUUCGUUUGGUUCAACGAUCAAGAGUGGAAUUCGAAUGCCAAGUUCAUUACAGAUGGAAAAUUUAGCAAUGGGGUAAUUGAAUUGGAGGAUGAAGCAUGUUCUAGUUCACCUUCAGGUUUUAAGAUUGCAAACUAUGCUGGAUAAAAAGAGUGGAUAUGAUGCAAAGGGAAAGAAAAUUAUAGAUCAGAAGCAGAAGUCUGGAAUUCAACGACGUAAGAGAUCUGCUUUUGGCUAUGGAAAAUCCUCUCCUGUAUUGGUGUCUGGUAAUUUCCCAUCAGCUGUUGCAGGUGUUUCAUGUUCCUCUUAUUUUAAUGGUGGUGAAACAAGAAGUGAAAUUAGUGAAUUCAGCAAUGGUGAGGAAAAAGGUUCAAGUUUUAUAAGAAAAUUCACUUGUAACACUAAUGAAAAGUUAGGGAUUACUGGAGAUGAAGCAAUUCAGAUCAACAUGUUGGAACAAGCUCUUGAAGAAGAAAAAGCUACACUUGCUGCUCUAUACCUGGAGUUGGAGAAAGAAAGUCCUGCUGCUGCUUCUGCUGCUGAUGGAGCCAUGGCAAUGAUUUUGCGUCUGCAAGAGGAUAAUGCAUCAAUAGAAAUGGAAGCAAGGCAAUAUCAAAGGAUGAUAGGAGAAAAAUUUGCUUAUGAUGAAGAAGAGAUGAUCAUUCUAAGAGAGAUCCUUGUUAGGAGGGAGAAGGAGAAUCACCUUUUGGAGAAAGAAGUUGAAGCUUACAGGCAGAUGAAUAAUCUAGGAGACGAGCAAAAAUGUUGGCCUUCAAAAAAUGAGACUUCAUCAGAAUGGAAAAAAAGUCAUACUGCGGCUGUUAAUUUAGCAGGGAAACGAGAAGGACAAGAUGAUGAUGCCAUAGUAUGCCAAGCAAUAGCAACCAAAACUGCCCAAAAUUUCACUGCCUUUGAGAAAACUUCUUUAUGUGCAGAAGGGCUCGAGAGAAAUGCAGAAAUCAGGAAGCCACUAGGCAGCAAUCAGCAUGAUUCCACACUUGAUACGGAACCAGCUAUUUGUGAUGUCCAUGUUGUUGAUGAUAAAAUAGACAUUCCAAAGGAGGAGAAUAGAAAAGAAACAACCUGCCAACUUUUUCUGCUUCAGAUCACAAAACCAUGCUAUAUGACUUGGGGAAUAGUUCUUCUGCAGUCAGUAAUGAGAGGUUGGAGAUUGACACUGAAAUUGAACACCUUAGAAACAGGUUACGAAUAGUGCCAGGAGAAAAAGAGAAGUUGACUUUCUAUGCAGAUCAGACGUAAAGGGUAGAUUCCCUAUUGAAACACAUUGAGGAGCUGGUGAACCAGCUUCAAGAAUUUCAGCAGCUAGAGGAGCGUGUUCGAUUGACUUCUUUACCUCCGUCAGCUUCAUCUUCUAAGGUGUGUCACAUUUCAAUUUGGCUGUUUAUAAUUAUUGUCUCCUUGCUUGUUUAGCUAUCUUCUGGUCAAUAACAGCUUUAUGCUGUUUUUCUUAUAGUAAAUUUCCAUUUGUGAUUCCCGAAAGUGAGGAAACAGGAGUCUGCUUUUUUCUCCAAUAAAAAGAACAAAGUGAUUAUUAGUGUUGAUGCAGAAUCUUUGAAAUUUCAGAGUACCAUGUCUGCAUGGAAAGUGGACAACUCAAGCGAGUUAAUGUCCACUGAGUUCACAUAGUGUACAAAGUAAAACAAAACUGGCCAUAGUUUUCCCAGAUGUAAACCCGUUUAUUAAGCGUAAAAAUAGUAAGGAAUGACCCUAUUCGUUCCAUGAAUUUUGUGAUCAACUUUGAAAAAAAUAUAUUUGCUCUCAGCGUCUCUUGUCCACUGUCAUGUUUCCUUCAUAUUUACUAAUUGAUAAGACUCCAUUUGCAGGUCAGCUUCAACAGGAGACGCUGCCGAAGUGCAUUAGAAGAAAUCAAUGACAGCAGCGCCUAAGCCAUGUACAGUAGUUACCAAAUGUUGGAAAAAUCUUCCUGUCUGCAUCUAGUAACACCUGAUGAGCCUGAACAUGCAUUUUUAGAAAGUUAGAAAGUUGUAGAAAUCAAUCAUUACUAUAGAUGAAUGAAUAAUAAAUAAAUCUAAAUUUGGUUGUUCCUGGAAUAGAUUCUACCCUUUUGGGGAACCAAUGAUCAUGUUGGUUCAUUAAACCAGCAAGAAAUAUAUGUGACAUGCAGCAAGUUUUUCUUUUCUCAAUAUGAGAUAAACUAAUUUGAGUAACUCAUUGCAUGUUAGUUUUAUGCAAAUAAUAAACAAAUCAGAUAUAAAAAAUGAAGACAUCAACAUACACACUUUCAGGUAAGUAUCAAUGGCUCUAUAUAAUUCAACAAAAUAUUACAAGGAUUUGGGGUAUGGAACAGUAGUAAUUAAAGUUUAAAUUUUAUUCCCCAAAAGAAAAAAAGGAAAAUUGAUUCUAAGAUGUCCAAUUUCAUUAUAGGUGGCUUUUAUAUGGGAAAUCUUAUAUCAAUUUUUUUCACUCUAAAAACUAGAAUCAAGCUAAGUCCACCCAUAACCUCCAAAUUGAUAUCCAGAACUAGAAUCGUGACCCAUAAUGUGUAAUACCCGUAAAAAAGAAGAUUAUUUUAAGUAUUUUUAUAAGUGGAGGUACUUUUUAAUAAAUAAUGAAAAAUACAUUAGACUUAUUCAUAAAUAACCAAACUUUUAAUAGGGUUAGCAUCUAUCACUUAUUUGACAUCAAGAAAAAAAAGGGCUUAUUUU